AUGAACGGACCCCGCCCCCCUACUAUCAAGCAGUUUGGCUUGACGCAGAUCUACACUCCGCGUGACGAGCCGACGAUCGAUAUCGUCUUUGUUCAUGGCCUGAACGGUCAUCCCCAGAACUCUUGGACAAGCAAGAACACUGGUUGCUUUUGGCCAGUCGAUCUCCUACCUGAUAUCCUCGCCGCGCAACGUCCGCGCAUCCUUACCUACGGUUAUAAUGCAAAUGUGACUGCCUUCACAGAUGGAGUAUCCAAAGACUCGGUCGUGAGUCAUGCUGAAACUCUCGCAUCAAGCCUGGCUGCCAACCGGAAUUUGCGAAAUGCCACCAACCGUCCAAUCGUCUUCAUCUGUCAUUCACUGGGAGGUCUGGUUGUGAAACGUGCCUUGAUCUACUCCCGAAGUCUCUCAAACGAAAAGACCGAGCAUUUGCGCUCGGUCUAUGUGUCCACCUUUGGUAUUCUCUUCCUUGGCACACCUCAUAAUGGAUCCGAUAUUGCGAAAUGGGGCCUGCUCUUGAACAACAUAUGCAACGCUAUGCUUCCAAAGAAGUUCAUAGAGACGUCUCCCCAGCUAGUCAAGACUCUGCGGGCUAAUAACGAGACCCUACAGCAUAUCAAUAGCUUGUUUGUCGACAUCAUGGGCCGGUUCCACAUCUACUUCUUCCACGAGACACGAUCUACUGAUGUGCGAGGUACCCGAGAAGUGAUUGUCGACGAACACUCGGCGGCACCAUAUAUGGAUGGGGUUGAAAGAAUGGGAAUCGAAGCUGAUCACAGUCAUAUGUGCAAGUUCGAUGACGAUAAUGCUGCUGGCUACGAGGCUGUCGCAGAAGCCAUUCUUCGCUAUUCACGCCAGGCUCCUACUGUUAUUUCGACUCGCUGGGUUGAGGAGAGAAAUACUCGCACCCAGGAGAAGAAAGCAAAGGCGAGGGAAAUAUAUGAUGGCCAAUCCGUACCAAAUCUACCACGCGCCCCAGCAUCAGAGGGCCGCAAUUCUCCUGUCUCAGAAAUGGGGAAUAGUGGCCUUCUUCAACUCUCUCAUUAUUCCAACAAUGGGAACAACCCUCCUUUCUUUGUAGCACCCCCGGGAUUUCACCCAAACGCCACUUUUUUUGGCAUGCAAAAAGAGCUCGAAGUGUUGCAUAACCGACUUUUUACGACUGCAGCGCGUGCAAAACGGACAAUGGCCAUCUUGAUAUCCGGCGUUCCUGGAUCUGGAAAAACACAUCUUGCUAGGCAGUAUGUCUUCACUCAACGAGAUUGCUACCCCGGAGGUAUCUUCUGGAUUGAUUCCAAGUCCCGUGAAGCAUCAUAUAAGUGCUUUUGGGAGAUCGCACAAGCAGCAUCCCUCAUCGAGAAGAGGGAAAAAACAGAUGCGGAUCUAAAUCCAGCUCAGACAUAUGUGAACGAGGUUCGCAAUUGGCUUCAAAAUCGCCAGGAUUGGCUCCUGGUCUUCGAUGGCAUCACAUUCAGCGACGAAAAUGAGAUCAACCUUUUCAGGAACUUCUUGCCAUGGAACAAAAACUGCAGCAUCAUCUAUACCUCAGUCGACACGACCCUGCGGAAAAAGCAAAGAUUAUACGAGCCAUACUGUUUGAUGAUCUCCCGCUUGCAUGUCGAGGACGCUUGCAAGCUUCUUUUCAAAGAUCUUGGAAUAACUCGACCCACGCCUGAGCAGAUAGUGAAAGCGACUCGGAUAGUUGAGCACUAUGAAUGCCUACCUCUGGCGAUACACGCCAUCGGCCAUCGUUUGAACGCAACUGGCAAACCGAUAGAGAAAUACCAUCUCAAAUCACAAGUGACUGACAAGAAGCUCGCAGAGCCAUUUCUGAGCAUCAUGAAUGACCUUUUUCGGUUGAAGCAGGAACAGGCGCUGCGUCUAAUCAACCUCCUUUCCUUCCUAGGCCACCAAGUGCCCGUGGGUCUUUUGGCCUUGGGAAGAAGUGUCAUGACGGAAGAAAAUCUGGAGAUCCAGACAAGUGCUCGGACAGGAGAUGUCCCAGAUUUGGAUACCACUCUUGGAACUCUCAUCCACUAUGGUUUAAUUGAGCGGACUUCGGAUGCAGAUGUUCUGCAGCAAAGAUCAUCCAUGCAUAGCUCCGAUUCGGACACCAAAAACCUGCCAGAUCUUUCGGAAUCCUUGGGUGAGAGCAGCCAAGAGGAGUUCUUUUCUAACUACCGCAACAAUUCCGCGGUUGAUGUUAUCAAGAUUCACAGCGUCGUGCAGGGAUUCUGUCGCGAUGAACUGCGAAUCCAAGACGAAGAGCUCAAAGGUGUUUUGAGAAGGGGCGACGAUGGCUACUUUGACAUGUGGUUGAUGACAGCCACCAGAUUUCUUCUGAAGUCAUACGAAAUAGCCGUUGAACGGAUGGACACUUACCCUGAUUGUGGCCUGGUUCGGGACUAUCGAGAAUAUGAGACUCAUGCCUCACGGCUGGCUGAACUCUACCCAAAGAAAGCUUUGAAGAACUUUCAUUCUCGAAGGCUUUGGCAGACACGGGAGUUGCUGCGACAAUUGAUGAAGAAGAUAAGCAAACGGAUUCAAGAUAUCUCUCCAAGUUCCUCACAGCACUUGACUCAACAUCAGAAGUCGGUCUUCGAUCGAUCAAGCAGCUCAUCUUCUUCUUAUCGGGAGUCAUCUGCUGCGGGAGGCUUGUCCCGCAGGUCGACUUUCAACUUCAGUGAUAUGGGGACACCGCGGGCGGAAUCCCCAGAGCAGAUGGUUAUGCCACCUCGGUUUAAGCUGGAGCUUUUCCCUCCACAUAUAUAUCGACAGACUGGAUAUGAGUCUGAAGAAGGAUAUGAGACAGACGGCGAGGCCAAGGGUGGAUUUCGAAUUUCUCCAGCUUUGUCUCAGGCAAGCCAGAUCACAGAGAAGCCCGACCUGUCACCCCCAUCAACGAGUCCACCGGGACUUUCUGCCAUAUGGAGUUGGAGUAUGGGCGCUCGAGCUCAGAAGCAAGCGCGCCUUGAUCAGAGAAAGACAAGGAAAAAGAAAGAUGGCCUUACCAGAGUUACCAGCCGAUUCGGGGACACAAAAGCCGACAUGCCACUGACUGAGGUGUCUUCCAUCCAAGGACUUGGUUCAUCGAGUCGUACGCCAUCUUCAGACACGCGGAUGUUCUCAAAUUCUGCCUCAGAAGCAGAAAAAGCAUUGGCUGCCGUUCGCCGGUCGAGCAGAUCUCAAGCUGCGCCCGAUCCCCUGAAGCUCGCAGUUCCUCUGCCAAUGGAUCAAGAGACCAUGCCGGUAGUAUUACCAAGGCUUGAGAGCGUGGCUACUCGACGCAUAUCAGAAGUGGAAUCUGCAGUCAAGCGCCCAUCAUCAGUUCCAGUAUCCCGGGCACUGGAUCAUUCCAGUGGGCUACAAAUGAAGCCUUCCAUAGAGUCUCUUGAUGGCCGAGCAGGCUAUGCCUUCGCGUCACCACUGUCCAACGAAUGGACAGCCCAUGAGCUGGCGGAACCAAUGUCUCGGCUCACUUAUAGCGAGUCCGGAGUCGAAGGGUUCAAUACCGCAAUGGAGCGAAUGGACUUCCAUACCGCACCUGGAUCUCGUGUCCCUUCUAGACGUGCUUCGACUGCACAGAUUGGAGCCCCAAGAAGCUUAUCCGCAAGCGUGCCAACUCUCAAUCAAGUUCAAGUUCCAGCACCCCUUCCAUACGAUGAAAACAUUUCCAUCACCCGCCCAAGGCGCAGGAGGUCGUCUCAAUUAGCACCGGGCUCUGUCACUCCCUCACACCCAUCUGUGAUCAUGCCUGGCGCACCAACACUUCCCACAGAUCAGCAAUUACCAGUCGGAUCUGCCCCCGAACGUCCUCUUCCCGGGAGCAUGACCCGUGGCCCCUCCGGCCUCUCUCAUCAAUCAUGGGCCACAGAGCCCGUGCGGUAUCCUCCACGCUUCUCGCCCUUCCCCAGCUUUUCACAACAACCAGAGCCAGCGCCCAGUGCGUUAUUGAAUGCCGAGCAGCAACAACUCUUCGGAGGAGGAAGUUGGACAAGCGACCUUUCCGGGAGCAGUGCUCUCCAGUCCGAUCCUAUCUACCCCAGCCCACCACAGCAGAGGCGCUUAAGCUCGAUGGACGAACGAGUCAAAUUCAUGGAUCCAGACUGGGAUACAGAGUUUGAGACUUCACAGUACUUACAUCUCGGAGCGCAUCGCGUUGACGUCCGGGAUCCGCAUUUGAGAUUGCAUGAAUCCACUCGACUUCGAGCACCUGAGUACGGGCCUCAAUACCAGUUGUAUCAUUCCAAUCUGUCUGGCCCGUUGAUUCAGCAUGAUGGCCAUAUAUAUGCACCUGCACAUCCUGUGGAGGCAUACGGAUCCCGUCCACGGAGCGGGAGCUCGCCCUCCCGCCCAAACUAUGCUGGGCUGGGUGUGCGAUUUUGA
Molecule: messenger RNA, 4383 nt
Organism: Penicillium olsonii
Lineage: Eukaryota; Fungi; Ascomycota; Eurotiomycetes; Eurotiales; Aspergillaceae
Source: the annotation of a GenBank genome assembly